AGUAUAGUAUAGUCGAGCAGUCGACAGUCGUAUUCGUUAUAGAGUAGUGGUAAAGAGGAUUGUCGAUAAUAGCGCUGCAGUUUGGUGCAGUCUGACAACUCCCAUUGUAAGAGUUAACUGUGUUUCUCUUGUGUGUUACUACUAAAAUACACUCGAAUAAAUAAAAAAAAAUUCAAAAUGUUACGUUUUUCAACCGGUUUUUGGGUGCUUUAUGUGUAUAUUCAAAUAUUUUGCAAUAUUCAGAUAACAUAUGCAACAGACAGUAGUUUAGAUAGUGUUGGAGCAAUUGGUAGUCCAGCAAUGCUACAUUUUGAGCCACAAGUAGCUGUAAUGUGUGAUUCUGGACCACAAGGACCUGAAUAUUUCCAUUCACAAUACAUGACUGAACAGGGACAUUGGCAAACUGAUUUAACAUCAAAACCAAUAUGUCCAAAAGAAAAAAUGAUGAUUUUAGAUUUUUGUAAAAAAGUAUAUCCAAAACGAGACAUUACAAAUAUUGUUGAAAGUAGUCAUUACAUGAAAGUGAGUAAUUGGUGUCGAUCUGGUGCAAGUAAUAAUGACCAAGCACGUGGAAAAUGCAAAACACAACGUUGGAUCAAACCGUUCCGAUGCUUGGAGGGGCCAUUCCAAUCUGAUGCGUUAUUAGUACCCGAAGGUUGUGCAUUUGAUCAUGUACAUAAUGCUACACGAUGUUGGCCAUUCUCACGUUGGAAUGGAACAGCUGGUGCAGCUUGUAAUGAACGUGGUCUGCAGUUACGAUCGUUUGCAAUGUUGUUACCAUGUGGAAUUUCAUUGUUUAGUGGUGUGGAAUUUGUAUGCUGUCCAAAACAUUUCAAAGAUAAUAUGAAAUCAAAGAAAGUCAUUGACGUGUCAAGUAUGAAAAAUUCACCAUUUGCAGCAAUGGCUGUUGCACCUACCGAUGAUUCAUUAGAAUCAGAUCAAGAUCAAGAUGAUGUUGAUGAUACUGAUUUAGAUGAUGAUUUAUCUGAUGAUCGUGAAUUUGCUGAUGAUCCAAAUGCAGGAGAUAAUAACAAUACCGACGAAGAUGAUGAUGACGACGAAGACGAUUAUUAUGAUGAAAACGAUACAGAUUACGUGACUCCUUCAAAUAACAAAAAUGUUGUAGGUGGAGCUUCAACAAAACAAACAUCAUCUUCCACAACUUCAUCAACGACAACUUCAACUACUACAACUACAACCACUACUCCAUCAACCACGACAACCACAACAGAAAAAAGUACGCCAAUACCAACACCAGAUCCAUAUUUCACACAUUUCGAUCCAAGAAUUGAACAUGAAAGUUAUAAACAAGCCCAAGAACGUUUAGAAGAAACACACCGGGAAAAAGUAACAAAAGUUAUGAAAAAUUGGUCUGAUUUAGAAGAACGAUACCAAGAUAUGCGUGCAUUAGAUAUAAAUGCAGCAGAUGCAUUUAAAGCUCGUAUGACACGACGAUUCCAACAGACUGUGCAAACUUUGGAAGAUGAAGCUGAUGCGGAGAAACGACAAUUAGCUGCUAUGCAUCAACAACGUGUUCUAGCGCAUAUCAAUCAACGGAAAAAAGAAGCAAUGCAAUGUUAUACACAUGCAUUAAAUGAACACAAUCCAAAUACACAUAAAGUACAAAAAUGUUUACAAAAAUUAUUGCGUGCAUUACACAAAGAUCGUGCUCACGCUAUAGCACAUUAUCGUCAUUUAUUAGCAUCAAGCAUUGAAGCUGCAUCACGCGAACAACCACGAAUAUUAGAACGUUUAACCGACGUCGAUCAUACAGUGAAUCAAAGUAUGCAAAUGUUACAACGUAUUCCAGAAUUAAACAAUAAAAUUGGACAAUUAAUGACUGAUUACAUACAAGCAUUACGUUCGAAAGAUGAUACUCCUGGCUCAUUGUUAGCAUUAACACCCGAAGCUGAAGCUGCAUUAUUAGAUAAAUAUCGUAUGGAUAUUGUAAAUAAACAAUUAGAACGCAAACAACAAAGAAUACAGGAACAACAACGUAAAGAACAAAGGAAAAAGGAACGUAAUGAAAUACAACAUGAUGAAAAGAAACGUGUCGAAGCUGUUCUAGGUAAGAAAAUCACCGAUUUUGAUGAUGCCGAUGAUAUGGAAUAUGAAAUUGAUCAACAAACCUUCUCAUCAACACAGUCAUCUUCAACUUUAUCUGAAAAUGGCACUGAAAAAUCAACAGAAACACAUACAGCUUAUGUAGAUGACGCUGCUGUGCAAAGAGCUGUUGAAGAAGCGUCUGCGGCAAUUGAACAUCAAGAGAUUGUACGAGUUGCACAUGCAAUGCGACAUGAUAUCAGUCAUGAACCGUCAUAUUCUGUGCGACGAGAAGUAUAUGGUCAUCACGAAAGUGGUCGCAGUGUUUACUUCACAUUAGCAUUCGCUGGUCUAGCAUUAAUGGCAGCCGCCGUAGCUGGUGUUGCCGUUGCAGCUAGACGACGGGCCGCUCGUCAUCCACAUGCACAUGGUUUUGUGGAAGUAGAUCAGGCAGCAACACCUGAAGAACGACAUGUAGCUAAUAUGCAAAUUAAUGGUUAUGAAAAUCCAACAUAUAAAUAUUUUGAAGUGAAAGAAUAAA
Molecule: messenger RNA, 2584 nt
Organism: Chrysoperla carnea
Lineage: Eukaryota; Metazoa; Arthropoda; Insecta; Neuroptera; Chrysopidae
Gene: Appl
Product: amyloid-beta-like protein
Exons: 7
Coding region: 178-2583 (801 amino acids)
Biological process (GO): central nervous system development; axonogenesis
Cellular component (GO): membrane; neuronal cell body; neuron projection
Molecular function (GO): heparin binding; transition metal ion binding
Source: RefSeq, a predicted model, not a curated record